Vespa mandarinia (Asian giant hornet) is the source of this 672-nucleotide messenger RNA. RefSeq lists its product as uncharacterized. Gene Ontology annotation, cellular component: cytoplasm. Gene Ontology annotation, biological process: cellular response to oxidative stress. Lineage: Eukaryota; Metazoa; Arthropoda; Insecta; Hymenoptera; Vespidae. Gene Ontology annotation, molecular function: glutathione disulfide oxidoreductase activity. The record is from RefSeq and is a predicted model, not a curated record.
UCGAUGUGUAUUUUAAUUUUAUUGGUUGGUAGAGUAGAAAUUUAAGGAAAUUUAUUAUUAUUACGAUUAUACAUUUGAUUAUGAUAUUAUACGCAACUCUGACUCAACUCAAAUCAUGUUAUUAUAAGUCAUAAUUGCGCGGUUUUUAUCGAUGCAUCGAGAUCAUUUUAAUUUACUGGACUGCAGUGAAUGUUAGAUAUCAUUUGAUACAUUCUUACAAAUUUGAAGAAAUUCUACGAUAGAUAUUCAACAAAAACAAUAACAUUAAAAGCUCAAUUCAAUGGGUUCAGUUUCCAGUACACAAAAGAUCAUGCCUGCAACACGAGAAAUGGUCGAUCAACUGAUCGCUUCAAAUCAAAUUGUUAUAUUUUCCAAGACGCGUUGUCCAUAUUGUAAAAUGGCAAAACAAGUAUUUGAUUCAUUAAAAAAAGAAUAUACUGCUAUUGAAUUGGAUGAAAGGGACGAUGCAGAAGAAAUCCAAUCAAUAUUGGGAGAAAUGACAGGUGCAAGAACAGUUCCUAGGGUAUUUGUUAAAGGAGAAUGCCUUGGAGGAGGUACUGAUAUAAAGAAACUUUAUGAUAGCGGAGAAUUACAGAAUAAAUUUUAAAUUAUUGGUAAAAAACAUAUAUCUGAUACAUCUAUUUACCAUACCUAUAACUGUGGUACUUAUAU